Molecule: messenger RNA, 1599 nt
Organism: Fulvia fulva
Lineage: Eukaryota; Fungi; Ascomycota; Dothideomycetes; Mycosphaerellales; Mycosphaerellaceae
Exons: 2
Coding region: 1-1599 (532 amino acids)
Source: RefSeq, a predicted model, not a curated record
AUGACACCUAGACUGCCUGCGAGAGUCAUCGAGGUGCCGAGCAACGAGGAAGCUGGUCAAGCUCGUGUGAUAGACUCUGGAGGGUGUAGUGGACGCUACCUCACUCUCAGCUAUCCUUCGAGCGGCGUACCGCUCCACCUCGCCCAUCAGGAUGGUCCCGAAUCUCUAAAGGUGUCAGCUCUGCCAGCAACCUUUCAGGACGCCAUUGAACUGACAAGGAAUUUUGGCGUCCGGUAUCUAUGGAUCGAAGGGCUGUGCGCCAACAUAGGCGGAGGUCGGUCCAGCUCGCAACGACAUCUAUCAACAAACGAGGUCUUCUCCAAUUCAUACCUCAACAUUUCUGCAAGUCGAGUCUCAGACGUCAACUCCAGCUUCCUCUCAAGGAACCAGAUCUCCUUCGCAACCCAAGGCUACAACAGCACAACAUCUCAACCCCACGACACACCCUGUUACAUCGAAAUCACUACUCCGCCCAACACCACCACUUCCUCCUCCAACCAUAUCAACAACCCCACAUCCGCCGUCCUCAAACUCCGUCGGCUCAUCUCCAACGAUCCAAGCCUCUCCCAAGGCCCCAUCUCCAAGGAUCCCACAACCUACUCUCACCGCCUCCUUUCCCCCCGAAUGGUAUCCUUCGGCCGCUGUAUCUCCUUCCACUGCCACAAUGGGCCGGCUCUCGAUACCUGCACCGGAGACGUCUGGACACAGAACCUCGAAUACCACGGCGUUACAACAUGGCCUAUGCCCCUCGUCGCGCCGAAAUUGUUGACGGAUCGGUUGAAUUUGUGGAUGAGUAUUGUGAGAGAUUGGAGUGCUAUGCCGACACAGGAGACUGGAGGAGGCCUGAGGCUGUUGGGAAUUGCGGGAGUGGCGGAGCGCUAUGCAGGUCUUGCGACUGAGGUUGACACAAGGGAGCAGUUAUAUCUUGCGGGACUAUGGCAGGAACAUCUACCGCAGUGGUUAAUGUGGGAUGUGUUGGACUCUACGACCGCGAAGCGAUGCCCUGGACCCAGUCGGAGUUGGAUCAGUGUGCUGGGUGGUGUGAGGUAUUAUGUUGACUACCACAUGAAGUAUCUGUGUGAAUUUAAGGGGUAUGACUGUACGCUUCUGGACCAAGGGGCGAAGUAUGGAGAAGUUAGGAAUGGGAAAUUGACUCUGAAGGUGACACUAGGGAGGACGACGAGGUUCUUGUGUAGGAUCGGCGAUGGAAGAGUUGAGGGACUGCUAGGGAUCACGCAAGUCGAGACUAGAAGGGAGAGGGCCUUGAAGGGGAAGUUCGAGGCGAAGCAGCCCGAGGGAAGGACAAUGAGGCUUGAUACCGAUGAUGAGAAGCCGGUAGCGAGAGAUGGAGCAGCAGAAAGCGACGGGACCGUGUCAACAGGCGAAGGCUUCGCGGUGCUGGCGCAGGAAGAGAUCUUCUUGUUACCCGUCAAGCUCGGUCAUUCUGGAGAUCUCACUGGACGGGUCUGGAAGCAUGGACUGAUGCUCGCACGUACCGACGACGGUACAUUCCGACGUUUUGGAACAUUUACGCUGGAUCACAAGACUAUCGCCCAAGACGUGACUUGGGAAGAGAACAGCUCCAUCACCCUCAUCUAG